This is a messenger RNA of Phaedon cochleariae (mustard beetle), 795 nucleotides long. Lineage: Eukaryota; Metazoa; Arthropoda; Insecta; Coleoptera; Chrysomelidae. The record is from the annotation of a GenBank genome assembly.
GCCAAAAGCACUAGUGUUGUCUAUUUUUGUUUCACAUUUCUGAUAUUAACCGUCGGUCCACUGAAUUUCAUGGCUCCAGUUCCCGAGAUAAAGGUCCCCAUCAUCUGGGUUUUGGGAGGCCCUGGAUCAGGCAAAGGGACACAGUGCGACAAAAUAGUUGCCAAAUAUGGGUUCACCCAUCUAUCGUCUGGGGACCUCCUUAGAGCAGAGGUGACCAGUGGUUCCCCCAGAGGCCAAGAGCUCACGGCCAUCAUGGAGAAGGGCGAACUGGUGCCCAUGGAGGUAGUCCUAGACCUGCUCAGGGAGGCCAUAACUGCGUCCUUGCCCACCUCCAAGGGCUUCCUGAUCGACGGCUACCCCAGGGAGAAGGAGCAGGGUGUCAUGUUCGAGAAGAGCAUAGCGCCCGUUGACCUGGUGCUUUUCUUUGAUGCCUCCGAGGACACGCUGGUCGAGAGGCUGCUCGGCAGGGCGAAGACCUCCGGAAGGGUGGAUGAUAACGAGGAGACCAUCAAGAAGAGGCUGAACACCUUCAACACGCACAACGACCAGGUGGUGCAACAGUAUACCGAGAAACUCAGGAAGAUAAAUGCAGAAAGGACUACUGACGAUAUCUUCGCAGAGGUGACCACAUAUUUGGAUCCAUUGGUGUCCUAAUAGCAUAUCUUAGGAUACCCAUAGAUAAGCACACACCAAACAAAUUAGGAAAUAAUAAAUUUAAUUUAUACUGUUUUAUUUAUACGCAAAAUAAAGCACUGUUGACAUAACUCACUGUAUUUGUAGACCAAUCAUCAUCCU